AUGAGCACUUCUGAGUUGAAAUACUUUGGCCAAGACAUUCUCAUUGCUUAUUUAAAAGAACGAAAAAGUAAAUCCUACCGUGGGUUUUUAAAUUUACACUAUGAUGACAUGAUCACUUCCUCAUCAUCAUUCUCAGACUGGAAGAAUAUGGAUAAUUAUUGGGCAUUCAAAUUUCUAAGAGAAGCAGAGAGCCUUGGGCUGGAUUUAAAAAAAAAGGUAAAAUCAGAGCGUUCAGAAAAAUGGGUGAAAAUAUACUGGGAAGGAAUUUUUAAAGAACAUAAAAAGUCAAUUGGUAUAUCUAGUCCAGUUUUUAACACAUUUAGUCCAGCUUCUACUAGUGAAGUCCAUAAUUUAAGAAAGAGGAAAACCAUAGAUUAUAAUGAAAAUCAGAUGACAAGAAAGAAUAUAAGAAGACAAUUCAUCCAAUCUGCAGAUGAUAAAGUCAUCCAGUCUAUUCAAUCUAAAGCUGAUCAAUCCACUCUAUAUGCAAAUGAUGAAGAGUUUAUCUAUAAUAAUGAAAAUGAGAAUGAGCAAGAAAUUGAUAACUUAACCAAUUUUGAUCUUAUUUAUCAUAGCUUAGACCCAGCAAAAAUGUGGACUCUUAAAUCUUCUGGUCGUAUUGUUGAAAAAGUAAUUUAUAAAUAUGCACAAAAUUUACCAUAUGAAUCAUGUUUACAUUCCUUUAUUAUUAAUGAUGUUGAUAAAGAAGCAGAAUCUUUAUUUCAAAAAGAAGAGUGGGAGGAAAUAUUUUCCUUUAACUUGCAAAAAGUACCAAAAAUUGAUAAAUCACUUACUGAUCUUAUGAAAAAGUAUUCUAUUACUGACUUAUCCUCAUUUCAAAAAAUCAUUUUUGAACCUUUUUUACCUGCUAAUACCUUAUAUUCCAAUAAGGAACAUUUUGAUUUAAAUUAUAUUCAUCUUGCAUACAGUAUAAUACACACACUUUGGGAAAAUGAAGAUUUCACUUUAGAUUUAUCAAGAUUAGAAGAAUGGUAUCAAUAUAAUAUAUGGAGUCCCCUUAUUGAUUCAGCAUUUCAUAAUUCAAAGAUCAAUUUGGUAUGGGGAGAAGGUAUUAAAUGCACAGCAUCUAAUGAUAGAAAAAAUAAUAAAAGUUGUGAUGGAAUUUUUAGAUUAAAAGGGGACAGAUUAGAAAUUGGAGGAAUUGAAGCUGGGAGAAAAUGGGAGGGAAAAAAUGGAAGAAAAUAUCUUCAAGAUUGUUUGAAAUUAAGUAAAAUGCUUAGAGAUAUGCUGGUACAACUUGUAAAAGAAUGUAAUGGUGAUGAACAAAUUAUUAGAAAAUUACAAACUGUUGGAAUGUUACAUAAUGCUAAUCAAUUUCAACUUCUUACCAUGGAUAUUCCAAAUGGAUAUAUAUGUCGAAUUAAAUGUUUUGACAUUCAGGAAGUUGCUGGCCAGAUAAAUAACCCUCCAUUAGCAUUUGUAAUAAAAGAUAUAUUAAGGGCAAAAGCCAUUAUGACACAAACAUUAGAAUUAGUACAAGAAAAGAAAUCCAAUCUUGAUGAUCUUGAUGACUUUGAUAAUGAUGGAAAUGAAGUUAAUAGAUCAGAACAAUAUACAACUUAUUAA
Molecule: messenger RNA, 1587 nt
Organism: Rhizophagus irregularis DAOM 181602=DAOM 197198
Lineage: Eukaryota; Fungi; Glomeromycota; Glomeromycetes; Glomerales; Glomeraceae
Source: RefSeq, a predicted model, not a curated record